AUGCCUAUUGAGACGAUUGUACCGCUCAGUUUGAAUCUGUUCCUGAAACCUAAGGCCUUAUAUAUUACGGAAGAGCAAUGGCAGAAUAUACUUAAACAUUUUGGUAUAAGCACCGACGUGGAGAAAGCCAUUUUCCGCACGCCAUCUGAUUUCAAUUUUGUGCAAUCCAAUGAAAUAAAAAACAAUACAUCCAAACUGCUAGGUAAUACAAGGACAAGGAAUGUUGAAGACGUUGAUAUUUGCACUUUUCCAAUAAAGAACUUACCACAAGGAAAAGACAUAAAAGACUUAUUCACUGAACUACAGGUAAUUGCAUCAAACUUCAAAGUUGCUUGUAUUAUAAAUGACACUCAUUUGUUUGGGAAUGAAAUCAAGAAAACAGAUUUUUAUGCAUAUGUGAUUGGAGCAUGUGAAGUUCUAAAUCAGAUCAAACCCUUGAUUGAUGUUACCAUUCUUAAUUUUUUACGGGAUGAGUUCUUUAUUGACACUAUCAAACUUAAUACACAAUCACUUAUUCCUUUCCUAGCUGGUGUAAAGCAGAACAACAUAAAAUAUAUCAAGGAUAGCUUCCAGGUCGAUGUUUACUAUACAUGGCCUAGCACUAACAACUAUGAAUUGGAGCCCAUUGUUUAUAUUGCUGGCUCAAUAUAUGCGAAUGUCCUGGCAGCAAAAGAGUUGCUCACAGCUUGCCUAAAUAAAUGCCAAAGUACAUUAUUUUAUCAAGAACUUACAGGAAUCUCGCCAGGUAAAUUGGAGUACGUCAGACGAUAUUUCAAAAAGGAGAUCCAAAGUCUAAUGAACCAAUACGGAUCAUUCGUAUUUAUUUCUUCGGACUUCGUAGGCUUCCAGUCCACUUCAGUGACGAUGCUUAAGUCACUGACCAAAGAAUUUACUUUAACAAUUUUACAGAGUAUAGCUGAGAUACGAGUAACCAUGGAUUCUGAAUUCGAGUUCACUGAUGAAAUGGUAAUCGAUAUAUUAUCUGCAAAAGAUGAACAGCAGCUCAUUGUAAGGGAUGAUGAAAUAAGCAAUCAGUUUAUAUUGAUUAGAAACUCUUCACAAAAGAGCAAGGUCAACGGCAAAUCAACAACUCCUCUCCAUAGUUUGAAAAAGUACUUGGAAGACCAUGAAUCUCAAAUCGAAGAAUUAAAGGCAAUCUUUGAAAUUCAUCCUGAUUAUGACGAUUUCAUAUCCGGUAAGAAAAAUGGUAAGCUUACAAGGAUCAUGGAAAAGAGUCAAGCACAACUUGAUCUAAACUUUGAGGAAGAUGAUAAAAAUAUGUUUCUCUCUAUCAUAUCUAACAAAGUGAACAACUUAGAAAGUGCAUUCACAUUGUUAUUAGACGAAUUACCCUGUGAAGGAACAUUUUUUAUUCCUGAAGUUUAUCACAGGCCUGCAAUUGGUAGUGGUGGUUCUAUUAUUCAAACGACCAUGAGGAAACAUAAUGUUUUUAUUCAGUUUUCAAAUACAUUUUUGUUGCCUCAAAGUGGUCUUUCGUUUGUAAGAUUUGAUAACGUUAUUAUAAGAUGCCCAUUUAAGAAUAGAAAAGGUAUAGAUCUUGCGAUUGAGGACCUUAAAGUAUUGAUUCAAGAGUAUAGUGAACAACAGCCAAGCACAAAUAUUAGAUUAUCGCCUGCACAAUACAAGCAUGUAUUAUUUGAGCACAUCAAUACCAUUGGUCACCUGGAGAAACAAAAUAACGUUUUUCUUGAUUUUCCUCAGAACAUACCGAAGACAACUGUUAAUAUAUCGAUUAGAGGUAACGAUACAAGCUCCAUACAAUGUGCAGAUGAAGUAACUAAUAGACUGUAUGGCUUUGAAAGAACAUUCCAAUUAAGUGAAUGUAUUCCAAAUGACAAGUUAUUAAGCAACAAAAAAUUGCAAAAUGAGUUAGUUGUUCCGUUGUUUAUUAGACUUCACGCUUUUGUUUCAUGCCAAGAUAAAACAUUUACUCUUGUUUACGACAAGGCAAAGGUAAACAAUAAAGACUUUGAGAACCAAAUUCAGCAAUACCUUGAAGAAAAUGGCCUUAUUAUCGAAGACAAGAAGACAGUAUCUAAAUUCAUAACCGAUACUACUGCUUAUGCCGGCUUUGAUCAACAUGACUCACCAAGGGCCUACAAACAACAAAAUCCAAAUAUGUCACCAAAUUACUCUCAGAACAGCUACAAGAAACCUAUACCACCUCUACAGGCCUUGGCGGAACAAAAUUCGAUGAGGGGGAAACCACCACUAUUAAAACAAUAUGGACAGCAUUCACCUUAUUAUAGAUAUGGAUAUGGAUAUGCAUAUAAUUAUGUUUAUGACUAUAACAAUAUGUAUCCACCUCCUAAAUAG
Molecule: messenger RNA, 2337 nt
Organism: Nakaseomyces glabratus
Lineage: Eukaryota; Fungi; Ascomycota; Saccharomycetes; Saccharomycetales; Saccharomycetaceae
Molecular function (GO): RNA binding
Source: RefSeq, a predicted model, not a curated record